GUAAAGGGACUGGAAACAAAAGAAAUGGUAAACGCCACAUGGCCCCUACUCUGGUCACGUGAUGUCCGGCUUAUAACGGUGACCGUGGGUGGGGGUUGUCGGACCAAUUAGAAGGAAGGGGUGCAAUCGGUGAUUGUUUUCUGUAAUUGAAUGUAAGGAUUCUGCCUCAGCUGGUUGUCAUGAUAAGAAGAAUAUCGCACAGACAGUAAUAAAGCUGAGGAGAUGUACAAAUGAAAGUGCAUCAAAGAUUUAGCCCAGCGCAAUGAAUUACCGGCACCCAGCAGCUCCCACUAGUCCUAAUGGUAACACAAUGACCUUAAAAAUACGGAAGUAGACUCUGGGCAACAGGUUUAAGCGAUUUCGUCAAUUGCUUACUUUUUUCAUAAUUAAAUAUUCUUGAAUGAAAGAGAGAUUGCAAUGUUUGUUAUACCAUAUCUUAAUUACGAAAGAGGUAUGAAUGCAUUGGAAGAUAACAAAGUUCACUUUAUUAUGUACAGUGUAUAUUCUAUAAUAUCCCCCACGCAUUACCCCCGGAAACCUACAAGGACCAAUGGAUGUACUCUGUAACUGCUUAAGUCUGUUGUGUUGAUUAAUUGAAAAUGGCACAAAUAUUAAUCAAUGGGGAAAAUACUUAUAACAAAAAAUCAAUCUGGCAAAAGGCUGCUGUUAAAAAACCCAUUGUGUUCCUUGGCGUUAAUUUGCCGUUUACGAAUUGAAGACUAGUUCUCACAGUUGUUAAUUGUAAUAAAUCGAGUCUUAGACAACUGUUUGUUUUCAAAUGGGUGGGAAUUUUCACCGCUGUUACAACAUAUUUCUGACGGAAUAUUUCCGAUUCUUUUCGGUCUUAUAUUUUACUAAGGCAUUGUCAAUGGCAAUUGUUGUUUUUUCCCCCAAGUUCUUGUUGAUUUUUUGAAAAGGUAAAGAAAACUAGAUCGAGCACGCACCAUUUUAAAGACGCAACACCAUUGCAGUUUGUAUGCCAGGCUGCAUUUAGGACCGAAUAGACUUUUAUGUGUUGAAAUUCUAAUGCAAAUAACAAAGGAACAAUAUAAUUUGUAUACAAAAGUAGACCACAUUUUGUAACCAGUACUUAGAUGAGGAGUAGGACAAAAAAGACUUAAAUAGACUUUUAAAAAAGUUGUGGCAGCGUCAUUCAGCAGCAUUCCCACGAUCGAUCUAAUUUUUUUUUUUUUUUAUUAUUGCAGUUCAUGUUUCUUCAGUAGUUUUGCUAACUGAAAAUUAUUUCCAAUAGAACCUCCUAUUUCCCAUUUCUUAUUCUCUUUCAUUAAUUUAUCAAAUUUCAUGUUUAUGUAAUACUUUCCUCUAAUCUAACUAACAAUUCUUCUAAAGUUUUAUCCUGCCAUUCCGUCUUUUAAGCAAUUAUAUCAAAGGCUUCCCCUGGUCUGACACUACAAAAUGGUUUCUAUCUGGACAAUGUUUUGUAAUCGGUACACCCUCUAUCUUGAUAAACUCCAAACGCCAUAAUCUACCAUUACCCAACACUCACCUCUCCGUUUCUUUUCUUUAUACUGGUGAACCCGGUCCAUAUUUAAUGCUUCAUUUUCUGCGAAUUUCAUAUCAAAAGCUGCACUAGAAAUACGCGCUGUCUAACUUACAUUGGCGGGGGUUUUAUAUGUUAUUCUCUAGGUUGGUAGAUCAUUUAUCCAUAACCUUGAGAAAAACCUCUCCACUACAAUUAUGUACAAAAUACUUUAAAAGAGGAUACCAAUCCUAAAAAUAUGGAGUAUUAAAUUUAUCCUUCAUUUAUUUAUAUACUGUACGUAGAUGUAUUUUAAGCAUUGCUAUUGGUAUUCGUUUUUUCUUUUAUUGUGUUUUCUAAAGUUUCGCCGUGUUGGUCCUUGCUGGUUAUUUUACCAUCUGUUAGCAUUGCUUAGAAAUAAAAAUACGCAAUAUGAUUCAAAAUCUGCGGACUUAGUCAAGUUGUCUAUCUGUUCUGUGUCAGUACUGUGUACAAGCUGACGACACUACGAUUGUGACAAAAAUUAACACUAUAAAGACAUAAAACUGCAAACUCACACCACACCAAACAAUGUCAAAACAUAAGCACCCCAAUCCAUACACGUUCUUCAGAGAAUCUUAAGGAUCUGACGGAGCAAAAAAAUGUGCCCAUCCGACAUCGGGCCUACCAUCAUGGAAGCCAGGCACUGUCUUGGAAAGAAAGUGUGUGAUCUUUUUUUGUGACUGUCAUCAUAAAAAAAAUCACACGGAACAUAUCAAUAAAAAAAUACACACAAAGAGAAAAAAAGCACACACAGAUCUAAUAAGUAAAUAUUUUAUUUCAUAAAAAAAACAUCAGCAUCCAGAGGAUUUUUUUUGCACUUUGGUCACAUCAGAUAGCGGCUACGUGGGGGGAAUGAGAAAAGAAUUUUGAUAGGAGAAAAUAAAACAAUUUUUAAAAAGUGGGGAACAAUUUUCUAAGAAGAAAAUGUUAGUACAUGAUAAAAAGAAUACAAUAAAAAAAACUGGCACAGCAAAUCUAGGCCAAAUUCAAACCACACACUGCCGCCUACCUGACAUUUUCCUCAUGUAAAAGUAAGUCCAAAAAAGAAAGGGAGGAGAGAAAAACACAAUUUACGAAUCUGAUGCGUGCCAUCAGCGGACCCCUAACGAAUCUGAAGAUGCAUCGUAACUUUUUGUCAUUACGUAUCGGAUCGGAACACUGAUUUCGACUUGGAGUGACUUUGGAACUUCGUCCCCAUUCGUCCACGAAGCUAAUCAAAACCCUUUGUUACCGUUGCUACAACAACAGGGCCAUUUCUAUCUCCCGCGUAGAAGAGGUUACUUCAUCUGUCAGUUAUGCAAAUUAGUUUUUAUUGCAACGACAUUAAAUGGAUAAUCAGUAUUAUUAUUCGGAUUAGAGCAGGAUUUGUCCCUUUAAACAGCUUAUUACGGUAACAAAGACUUACUUAGACGGAGAUAUGGUCUUUAAAUCCUGUGAUGAUGUGCUUUGAAACUCCGUGAUUUUAUGCUAUAAAUUGCACGCGAUUGAUCAGUAGUAGACUGAAAUAAACAGAUUCAAACAGAUGUGAAAUGACAGUUAAGUAGGCUGGAAUAUCGCCAAAACAAGUCCCGUCCGAGACGACACAACCACGACACAAAAAACAAUCAAGAAUAACCAAAAAAAGAGAAAGGAUAACUGAAAAAUAAAUCCCGUCCUUUUCUGAUAAAAAGCAGUUGUGUGCAUCGUUUCUUACAUUCAUUAGCUAUCGAAAUCUAAAUAAAACAUUAGCUAGAUCGGUAAUAUCAAAGUCACAAACUACCCUGUGCAAUCUGGCAUAACGCGAUCAGAUAAGACACGCUAACGGGCGAGGAACACAGGAGGAGGUCGAUGCUGGUCGGAAGGCGUCAAAAGGGGCGGAGCUAACGGAUCUUUCACGUGGCUCAUUAAACCAUGCAGGAAGGCGGAGCUUAGCGUUUUCUUUAUUCUAAACACAUUGCAAAAGAUAUAGAUUCCACACAGUAGUAAGAGAGUGCCAAAUAUACAGAUCUGCUGUAACUGUUGCACACUGUUGAUAUUCACCUCUAGUCCGCGUGUGCCGUAGUCAUUUUUAGACAAUUGCAGGCUGAAGUUGUUUCUCGUGGAAUUCACCUGCACGUGUUUGUGUGUGAUUCUUAGGGUUUCUAUCUUAUUCCUUUCUUAACAAACAACAAAAAUGGCCAACACAAUUACACAGAAGGACACAACGUUUACAAAAAUCUUUGUGGGAGGACUACCGUACCACACAACAGACAAAUCACUACGGGAAUUCUUUGACAAGUUUGGAGAAAUUGAGGAAGCUGUCGUCAUUACUGACAGACAGACUGGCAAAAGCCGAGGAUAUGGAUUUGUAACAAUGGCCAACCGCGAGGCAGCAGAGAGAGCCUGUAAAGACCCCAAUCCCAUCAUUGAUGGAAGGAAAGCCAACGUGAAUUUGGCCUACCUAGGGGCCAAACCAAGAGGUAUUCAGACAGGUAUUCCCCUUGCUAUAAAAGGUGUGCCCGGACUCCUACCUGGCCAAUAUGGAUUCCCUCAGUAUCUAUAUCCGUCCACAGCGUACGUCGCAGCGCCCUCUACCGCCAGUGUGCUCACCACCGCAGUGCCGCAUUCACCCUUGUCGCCGACAGCCGCGGCCACCACCGGGCAGCUGCUUGACUAUUCCACCGCAUAUGCUUCCCAAUUUGGAGCAUAUGAUGCUGCAUAUCCAUACGCCUCAAACGCAGCAGGGCUGAUUAGCCCCGCUGCUUCUGGAUAUACAUACGCGGCCAUCCCCCAGCCUGCACUCGUAGCAGGUGGAAGUGCGAUACACUAUCAGCCCCAACAAAUACAAGAGAGAAUGCAAUGAUGGCAAUCAGAGAGACCUAGCAGUAUUCAUACCGAACUCAAUUAUCUAAUGACCAAACGUCCGUCCCCAGAGAACGGAAAAAAUUCGUGAACCACCACAAAGAUAUCAACUUUUAAAGGCAUUUUUAGUUUACAUCUAUCAGUUUCAAAUUGUUAAUAUUUUUGUGCAUACAGGAAAAUCGGUAAAGAAUUAUUUGCCUGAUCUCUAUGCAAGAACUGGACUGAGCGAAAGACUGUUAACGCUUUUUGUGUGGAUGGGUGAGAGGGCGAGCUCUUGAAGUCUGUAUUUAUGACCUAUAUUGUGUAGGUGCGAAUAGGAUGGAAGGAUAUGUGCUUGAUAAGCUUAGAUUAAGCGUCCCAAGUGCAGUUCAAAAUUAUCAAUUAUUUAUAUAUCAUUAACUGUAUCGAAGUAUUUAUAAUAUUGUUGUUGAUAUAAAACUGUUUUAAUAUGCGAAUCACAUGGAUUCUCCGUCCAUUAGCUCAACCUUGCCAUCACAUUUCAAAGGUCAUAGGUCAUGACAUACAAAGACAUCAGUCACAUUAAAUGUGAAAAGUAGAUGAUAAUUAUUAUUUCUUAGAUUUCAUGACAUCUUUCACCUCUUUUGCUAGGACGGAGACCACGUGUGAGAAUGGAUGGUAACAAUCUUGUUAUUGUGUAAAGUCGUUAGCCCUUUACAUACUUAAAUAUUCGAUAUUUAUAAAAUAUCAUUGUUGUAACUGGACAUUGUACAUAUCAUUGUAAUGUUAUAUAUCAAUAGGUAGAUUUUAGACUAGUCUUGUUAUUAAUCUAGAGGCAACCGUAGUUAAAACACUAUGCAAGUAGGAAAGGAUAACCCAUUGAUAGAAUAUAGCAUUCAAUGGCAAGUGCUACCGUGAUAUUAUUUGUAUUACCGAAUUGUCUUUCUUUAUUUGGUUUUAUUGACAAAAAGUGCAAAUAAUCGGACUAUCGAAUCACCUAGCAUACCCGCCGUCCGCUAGUUUAUAGUCAUAUCCCAACGAAAAAGGCUCAAGUGCCUUUUAGUCCCAACGCAUAAACAGAAUUGUUUUGCUGAUCAAAAUUAUUAAAAUACUUAUUUGAUUGAAAUCCACUGCUGUCUCAUUUUAGUUAAGAAUAGAUUGCGUCAUCAGUUUGUGAGAUUACGUGUGAAUGUCUGUACACUUCGUCAGUGCUUCAUGUAUAGUCUGCUUGAGGAUCAGAUAAGAACUCUAGGUGGCGCUAUAGCUGGGUAUACAUGUAUGUGCAUCAUGUUAACCAAUCACCCUUAUAAGUUCCUCGUCCAUCCCAAGAGGUUGCCAUGGUGAUAGGAAUCUACUUUAUCAUGGUUUUUUCUCACGAAGAGACAUUUUUUCAUAAUCUUCCAAAUCCUCCUUUGAUUAGGUGUUGUAUAGAGCAGUUUUACGAUUCGUUUAGCUAUACUAAAAUGGUCAAUCUAGUCAGAUUUUGAAUUUUUGAUUUGAUCACCAUGGCAACUCGUUGCAUAUUGUGUUCUAAUGCGGAAUAAAAAUCUUGUACACCCGAAAGUAUUAUGGAUAUGAAAACGAGGUUUCACUAUUUACGAUGUAAAUGAUUUUUUUUCGACGAUUUUCGCUUUCUUAUUUGUGACGUAAAUGCAUUCCAUUUUUUAAGAGAAAUUUUGGUCCAAUGUUUAAUUCGCAUACAAACCUCCGACUACAAGGAAUAUGAAAGAAUAUGUUUAACCUCGUUUUCAUGUCAACUUUAAAUCUAUUGGUUGGCAAUAUUUGAAUCCAACCAUGCCUCAUUUUUGUACGAUUCUUGUUGGUAUACAUAUUAUAUACAAAGGUAUUUAUUGCUGUUACGCUUUCAGAGAAAGACAAAAUUUGUAUAAUGAAAGCAGGGGCGAAAUCUUAUUGUUAUAUUUUAUUUAUUUUACCCGACCAUUAAAGAAAAUGGUGGUUGGGCUUUUAUAUUGAUGUAUUAUCAUCGUAAAUGUACAAUGUAUAUAUAACAAUCAUGAAUAUAUUAACUUAGAAAACUAAAUUAAACUAUUAACUUAUGAAACCGUAGUCUAGUAUGUUAUUGUCUAUUUUAUAGUAGAUAAAAAUCAAUGUAAACAAUCGACUUCAAUGUGACAUCAUAUGACAGUGUCAAUGUGUAAAGCGGAACAACAUCCGCGAGAACAGCAUAAUCCAAUGUUACAUAAAACAGACCAUUUACUAUGUUGACAUUUACUUAUGUUACAAUCAUGAAAACAAAUAAAAAAACGAAAUAUUA
Messenger RNA from Ostrea edulis (European flat oyster), 6575 nucleotides. RefSeq names its product RNA-binding protein 24-B-like. Lineage: Eukaryota; Metazoa; Mollusca; Bivalvia; Ostreida; Ostreidae. The transcript is spliced from 4 exons. Gene Ontology annotation, molecular function: RNA binding. The coding region runs from base 3675 to 4343 and encodes 222 amino acids. Gene Ontology annotation, cellular component: cytosol. The record is from RefSeq and is a predicted model, not a curated record.